AUGGGCUUCAGUGGGCUGGCUCGAUGGACUAAUGCGCCCAGCACUGGACUGGAUCUCGUUACGGAAAAUAUUCAACACAACUAUGCGGGUGUUGUGAUUGGUAAAUGGCAGUUGUCUAUCCGCUCCUACCGAUCCACCCUGGGUACAAUACCUGGUUUCCAAAUACCUGCUGAGCGUUCCAUGGCUGCUCUUACUAUGGAUAACAACGUCUUUGUCGUCCUAGAGGAUCCCAUGGCACCUACUCGAGCAGAUUUCUUGCAACAUGUUGCUACUCUAGACCCGUCCCAACCCGUACCGGAUCCAUCACAUUACCGGUCGACGUUCUUGACCCUUAGACCGCCUGGCGCCCUGGAGCAACUCUUGGCUCAACUGAAAGCAAAAUGGGUGUCGUCGCGACAAUCAGCACCUGAUACCUCCCAAAGAGGAUCCUCCUCCGGUUCCCAGGUCAGGAUAGAAGGCCGGAUCUUCUCCAUUGGCAGUGACUGGAUUGUUCGUGCGGGAACGGUGUUGUUAGGGGGCGGCACUAAUUCCACGAAAGGUAUGCUUCUUGAGGCCGAAUAUCGGCCUUUGCCCGUCCUCCACUCCCAGACAGCGGAUAGUGCUUCGGAGCUACUAUCGAACCUCCUCACCGCUAUACUACCGAAUGUCCGCGACGCGAAGAUUGUAGCAGUCACGAUCAGCGACUCGCAAUGGGAAGAGGUACUUUGGGAUCGUGAACAAGAGGAGGACAAUAUUGAGGAUAAGCAAGAAGAGAUCGUCGAUGAUAUCUUUGUUUCUGGUGACCAAGACUUGCCUGUUCAAAGGAAAGGAGACUGGAUAGGUUUAGAGCGUGAUCGCCGGUCCGCGUUCCUGAUUAUUGGUGCACUGAGAUCGGAAGGUAUAUUCUGA
Molecule: messenger RNA, 888 nt
Organism: Gloeophyllum trabeum ATCC 11539
Lineage: Eukaryota; Fungi; Basidiomycota; Agaricomycetes; Gloeophyllales; Gloeophyllaceae
Exons: 4
Coding region: 1-888 (295 amino acids)
Biological process (GO): regulation of transcription by RNA polymerase II
Cellular component (GO): mediator complex
Molecular function (GO): transcription coregulator activity
Source: RefSeq, a predicted model, not a curated record